Molecule: messenger RNA, 2640 nt
Organism: Lodderomyces orthopsilosis Co 90-125
Lineage: Eukaryota; Fungi; Ascomycota; Pichiomycetes; Serinales; Debaryomycetaceae
Exons: 1
Coding region: 1-2640 (879 amino acids)
Source: RefSeq, a predicted model, not a curated record
AUGUCUAGGGAAUCUUCAAAUGAUAAUGUAUUUCAGCCACCAAAUUUGAGUUCCAGGGAGCUGCUUACAUCGAUUGUCACUCAUGAGGGAUUCCGAUCUCGUUCUAAGAAGGGAGCAAGUCAUCUUCCGAGCCUCCCUAAUUCGCCUAGUGUUCAGUCGGAAAAGAACUAUUUCGAACAGGACAGCAUCAAACAAGAUGAUUCCAGUGGAAAUAACUUUGUUGAGUUUGACUUGAGCUCAAUGAACUCGAAAAAUAGAACAAGCGAGUCACUUCCUAAAGUGUUGGAGAAAGUAUAUGUUCCUUCCAAUCCUGACACACCACAGAUUGAGGAGCACCCUGAAGAGCCUAUCGACAACACUCAAGUUGAAUUGGUACCUGCAACAAAAGAGGAUGACUUUUUUAGUGAAUCUAAUUGGAAAGAAAUGAAAACGAUAUCUUAUCUAGACUUUUACGAUGACAAGGGUGAGCUUCAACACAAAUCUGAAUCUGGACAUGACUUUAUUCACAACAAUAAUCUUCAUUUUGGGUAUACCAAAAUAGAUACAGAAGAACAGGUCAACAAAUAUGCAGCUUUAGAUAAAAAGACUGAUUUUUUGUUCAAAAAUGCAACUCGUAAACCACGUACUUAUGGAGAGAAAAAUGUACUUUUCGAUGCAGAGGAUGAAGAAUUUGAUAACAAUGAUGAAGUUGACCCAAAUGAGGCUUUGACCGAUACGAAGGAUAUGCUUUCAGACUCACAACGAUUGGCAUAUGUGGGAAUGGCCAAAUUGAUAAUGGUGGAUAUGGCUACAAAGUUAGUCAUGGUGCAAUUUGGAACGAGUAGUAAAUUGGCAAAGCAAAUGAGCGAAUCUCAAAAACAUUUCUCCAAUUGGUCCUCGAAUACGUCGCUCAAAUUGUACGAUCAUUUAGGGUUGAUAAAGGAGGAGAAAGAAAUGAUUGAAAAUUUGAGUAAGCAUGGAGUUGAAAUUAGUGAUUUGUCAAAGAGUCUAACUUCUUUGGAAUUGAACAAGCCUAAGGGCCUUACCGACGACUUUGAUUUGAGAUGGGUUUUGAUAUGUGAUUUAUUUUUGUUACUACUAAGUGAUGGAUAUUACGACGCUCGUUCGAGGUCUCUUUUGAUGACAUUCGCAGAUAUAGUGGGUAUUUCUGGCUUGGAAGUCUUGCAAUUUGAGCGAAGGUUGAUGGAGUGUCUUGAUAUGGAAACCAAGGACAGAUCAAUUGAAAACAAAGAUGAAUCGCUAAGCGAUCAGCUGUUUGUCAAACGACAAAUUAAGAAGAACAGAAAUAAGCGGUUGGCUAUGAUUGGAUUGGCGACUUUGGGUGGAGGGUUGGCCAUUGGAUUAUCUGCAGGGUUAUUGGCUCCUGUUAUUGGAGCUGGUAUUGCUGCAGGUUUAACCACCGUAGGAAUCACAGGAACUAGUGGCUUUUUGGCAGGUGUUGGAGGAAGUGUUUUAAUCACUACAAGCGGAGUUGCAAUAGGUGCCAAAGUCGGAAAUAAAGCAGGUGCAAGAAGAGUUGGUGAUGUACAAACAUUUGAGCUCAAGCCGUUGCACAACAAUAAAAGAUCAAACCUUAUAGUCACCGUUAGUGGUUGGAUGAAUGGUGCAAUGGAUGAUGUUCGACUUCCGUUUUCGACAGUUGACCCUGUGAUGGGAGAUAUGUUUUCUUUGCUUUGGGAACCGGAGAUGUUGCAAUCAAUGGGUCAAACGAUUGGUAUUUUAGCAAGUGAGGCAUUGAGUACAUCCAUCCAGCAAAUAUUGGGAGCAACUAUUCUUAGUGCAUUGAUGUCUGCCAUUCAACUUCCAAUGGCGUUGUCGAAACUUUCGUACUUAUUGGAUAAUCCGUGGAAUGUGUCUUUGGAUCGUGCUUGGAAAGCGGGGAAGAUCUUGGCUGAAACAAUCUUAUCUGGAAACUUAGGUGUGAGACCCAUAACAUUAGUUGGAUUCUCACUAGGGGCGCGGUUAAUUUACUCCUGCUUGAUAGAAAUGGCCCAUAGAGGCGGAUACGGAUUAAUCGAAAAUGUCAUUCUCUUGGGAUCGCCAAUUGCUAUCGAUGUUGAUCAUCUCGCUCAAGCUAGGUCCGUUGUGAGUGGGAAGUUUAUCAAUGGAUACUCAAAGAAAGAUUGGAUAUUGGGUUAUCUAUUUAGAGCAACCGGUGGUGGAAUUCUGACAGUCGCUGGGUUAUCACCCUUGGAAUCUGUAAGUGGAAUCGAAAACAUCGACUGUACAGAGUUCGUCGAAGGUCACAUGUCAUACAGAAAAGCAAUACCAAAAAUCCUACAAUCAAUAGAUUGGGAAGUGCUAAGUGAUAAUUUUGCAGAAAUUGAAGAGCCAGACCCAGAGCAAGGGGAGAGACAAAGACAAUUGAUUAGUGAGUUUGAUGAAGCUAGAGCAAAAAUGGAAGAGCAAAAAAAUACACAGGCUGAACCCAAAGGAUGGCGGAAAUGGUUUGGGCCAAGAAAGAAAGACUGGUGGGAUAUUUAUGGUCAGUCAGGAGCUGAUAAUGAUGCCAACGAUGGGUCAAAAGAGGAAUACAAUGUCGAAGAACCCCCUAUUUUUGAUUUAGAGGCUUUGGCUAACGAGGUGAAUGAUAUUGAAGCUGCCGCUAAGGACAAACAGAAGGAAAAGGUAGUGGAAUGA